Messenger RNA from Chara braunii, 2718 nucleotides. The record is from the annotation of a GenBank genome assembly. NCBI's taxonomy places the organism in Eukaryota, Viridiplantae, Streptophyta, Charophyceae, Charales, Characeae.
GGAUAUUCAUGAUAUGUAAUCCCUCUCUCACUGUACUCCGACAAGACACACACAGACGGUCGUCAGAAACAGACGGCAUACCCUCUUAUGAUGUCGCUAGCCGACCACGCGUCGGAAGCCACUCUGCUGGCCUAUCUUCCCGUGCUUCAUCAUCGACCCCGUGACAAAGGAUGGGGUCUACAAUCCACCGCAUUCAGGAAGCGAAAGGCCGUCAUCUUCCACAAGGCCCUUUCGACAGUCUUGCAAGCUGCGAAGGAGGCAUCGCACGACGGCAUCACGAUACCGUUGACGCGAUUCGGGGACGUGACUGUCCACCCUUUCCUCCUCAACUAUAUACAGGACUACCCAGAGCGAUGUGCGCUGGCGAAUGUGAAUUUUGGUGUAUGCCCUACAUGCACCGUGUCGAAAACGGACCUCGAUGUCGUGGCCGAUUUCACGGACAGCAGGAGAUCCCAGAUGCUGGAAACUCAACUCGCAGCAGAUGUGUUCACGGCGGACGAUGAUGACGUGCGCCGUGAGGCGGAAAGGCGAAUGGCGGAGUUGGACAUGCAUAGGCAUGUUGAACAGAACGGCCUUUGGGGGUUCUACAGGGGGCCGAGUGGCGAUGAUCCUCAGCUUGACUACCACCUCGCAUUGCAACCAUACCGUAUGCACACGAUCGAACACGGCAUAUUCCUGCACAUGAUCGACGCAUUCAGGGCGGCAGCCUUUGAGAAGUUGCCGAACACACCGCAAACAGAGAUCCUGAAGGAACUCGAUGCGAGAUUGCAAUGCAUUAGUGAGAGAUGUACGCGAACAUAUCCCCAACUUGUGCUGCCCGUGGCCACAGGCARCGAUUUYUUUUCUCGAGAGGGACGCUUCGAGGYGAAGCAAAACCGGUCUGUGAUGACAGUGUGMGUGUUCCUCAUUUUUAAUAUAAUCCCGCGCUCGACAGGCAAGGGCAUUACCGCUUGUUUUGUUAAGCUGAUGCAAAUGUACGUACGGUUGUUUCGGCGCACAGCACACACUCGAGCUUCCCUCGACGAAUGUGACGCGUUGAUGACGGAGUUUGUAACGACCAUCAAAGCGAAAUUGGGAAGAUACCAACCAUCAAAUUGGAAACUCCCAAAGUUGCAUGAUCUUAUGCAUAUGAGAACAAGUAUUGAGCGAUCUGGUGUGGCCAACACAUUCGCUGCAGACGUUUGGGAGCAUCACCACAAGAAAUUCUGCAAACAACCGUACAUGUCAUCGAACAAAAGGAAAGCGUCAACCCAAAUGGUCAACCACGUGCGCCGGUCGCUGGCAUUGCAGGAGGAGACCGGAUUUGUGAGGAAAAGGAGGAAGAGGGCCGUCGAGAAUAGGUCUUCUGUGACGGACUGUAUGGCAACGGGGAUGAACACCCUGGCACUACGCGAUACGUCAAUCCUUCAACUGCACUGGUUCGACAUCGAUCAGGACCAGAUAUGCGAGGUGGAAGGCAUUGACAGUGAUGCGUGUAAGAUACUUGAAGAGCUCCCUUUCAGAACCGAUUUUCGAGCAGCGAUUACGACGUACAUGGCGGAGAAUGGUUGUCAACCUCCUCCUGAUGAUCUCGCUAUACACACACGAACACAUCUCGCCAUCGCUUGCACGCAGGACGGAACAAACAGGGGCACACUUGUUCAAACUGCACGAGCGUCGCCGCGGUUCCACGGGAGACCAGUGCACAGCGACGUCGCAAUAAGAGCAGCCAACGAAUGUACGUGGUUCGCAUCAGUGACCAUGUUUUUCGUCGUCGAUGUACCCACAGACGGCGGUAAUGUGGAACACAAGUGCGCUUUUGUGCAGUGGUACACAGAGGUUGACAGUGAACGAGAACACGUGACAGGUUGCAAGGAAUUGAAAUGGAAGAAGGCGAAUGGACAUCAGCACAACACUGUCGUUUCAACCGACACUAUCGUGGACACCGUUCACAUUUCUGCCGAGGACGCAUCCUUAUCCUUCACGGUCAAGCACCUAGACAUGACGAUCUUGAGCGUGCUGCCGUGGGGCCAGUGGUGGCAGUGGCAAGCUUACGUGGCGCUCAGCUUCUGCCUUCUCGACGUCGCAUUUCAUUGGGCCGAGCCUACAGAUCGGGCUGUGGAGAGCGAGGUUCCAGAUAAUGAGGUAGAGCUGCUUCUCGUUCAAGCGUGGAGAACAGGUACGGAGGGAGACUUUCUGGGAAUUGUAUUUGGGGCAGUGCGCGACAACAAUUUGAGCGCCAUCACUGACGAGUUGCUGGUAUUCCUCGUCCAAGUGUUGGACGAUCUGCCACUAGAAAUCCUGUCACGGUGCGACGAAAAGCCAGGAACGGAGACGCUUACCCGCUCCUUGAAACCGCACCUUCUGUGGUCCACAUGUACGGAGUUGGACGAGGGGAGCUACUAUUUGCCAUCGAAGGGCGUGUUUCUGACAGUUGACGUCACCGAUCUGUCCACGUGGGACCCGCUCGUUGGACGCAUCCCCGAAGGACAGACGAGUGAGGAGGUACAGGAAGAAGAGGAAGAAGAAUAUGAAGAGUCGGAGGAAGAGGAGGAGCAGAACGACGAUCCUGACUACCGAGAGUCCGAUGACGACGUGUUGGGAGAGGUUCGAUUGGGGGAGGACAACGAGGAACAGGAGGACGACUCGAAGGAGCUAGCCACGUCGACUGAUUGAAGUGAAGCAGUCAAGCUGACAAGGGAGGAACAGGAAGCUGGAGACCAGAAGCGGCGGGAAAAG